This is a messenger RNA of Gekko japonicus, 996 nucleotides long. RefSeq names its product olfactory receptor 10A7-like. Gene Ontology annotation, molecular function: G protein-coupled receptor activity; olfactory receptor activity. Lineage: Eukaryota; Metazoa; Chordata; Lepidosauria; Squamata; Gekkonidae. The transcript has a single exon. Bases 1 to 996 code for a protein of 331 amino acids. Gene Ontology annotation, biological process: G protein-coupled receptor signaling pathway. Gene Ontology annotation, cellular component: membrane. The record is from RefSeq and is a predicted model, not a curated record.
AUGUUGGCAAAGAAAGAAAACAUUCCACAGAAUAGCACGUCAGUGGCUGAAUUCAUCCUCCUUGGUUUUUCUGAUGAGCCCAACUUGCAAGGCAUAUUGUUUUCUACUUUUCUAGUAGUCUAUAUCAUCAUUCUGGCAGGAAAUCUCAUCAUCAUUCUCCUCACCUUGGUUGACCCUGCACUACAAACACCCAUGUAUUUCUUCUUGAGAAACCUGUCCUUCCUGGAGGUCUGUUACACAUCCGUCAAUGUCCCCAAGAUGCUUGAGAAUCUUCUGUCUGGGAACAAGACUAUCUCCUUCCUAGGAUGUGCUGUACAGACCUACUUCACAUUCUUUUUUGGUGGCUCUGAGUGUUUCCUCCUGGCCUCAAUGGCCUACGAUCGCUAUGUUGCCAUUUGUAAGCCUCUGCACUACCAUGUCUUCAUGAACAGGAAUGUGUGCAUGGGUCUAGCUGUGGCAUCUUGGUCAAGUGGAUUUUUUAUGGCCUUUGGUCACACCAGUAUGGUGUUUACCAUGUCCUUUUGUGGUUCCAAUGAGAUCAAUCACUUCUUUUGUGACAUCCCCCCAUUACUGAAAUUGGCUUGUGGGGACACUUCCACAACUGAAAUAGCUGUAUUUGUAGUGGCUGUGAUAUUUAUAACUAUUCCAUUCAUCCUGAUAUUAUUGUCAUAUGCUGGUAUCAUUGUUAUGAUUCUGGGAAUUUCUUCUUCUGAAGGUAGGAAAAAGACCUUCUCCACUUGCUCUUUACAUCUCAUUGCAGUUACUUUAUUCUAUGGUUCUGCUUGUAUUAUGUACUUGAAGCGAAAAUCCACUUACUCACCCAAUACUGACAAGUAUCUGGCUCUCUUUUACACAAUUGUUGGUCCUGUACUGAAUCCUAUGAUAUACAGCUUUCGGAAUAAAGAAGUCAAAGCUGCCCUUAUGAGAAUUUGUGAGAGAAAACCUUUUGGAUGUUCAAACAACAGGAUCAUAGGGUGUAAUAUCCACAAUCGGUAA